AUGGAUUCAAUUUUUGAAGGUCGUCCUAAUCUUUUGGCAGGGGAAAAUGCUUCUCAACCUUUAAAUGGUAUAAUCAUUUGUUGUACCAAUGUCCCGGAUGAAAAGCGCACAGCAUUAAAUGGCCAGGCAGAACAAAUGGGAGCCAGUAUUCGAGCCGAUCUCACAGUCGAAGUUACCCAUCUUAUCGUUGGACAUUGGGAUAGUCCAAAAUAUCAUUAUGUUGCCAAAUCUCGACCGGAUGUUCGACCGAUGACUAUGGAUUGGAUUGUGUCAGUUCGGGACCUUUGGGUGAAGGACCAUGACAUAGACAUGGAAUUUUUGGAACGACAACAUACAUUACCGACCCUUGCUUCCCUCAAAAUUAGCAUGACCGGCUGCGAUGACACAGCAGAGAGGCAGGAUAUCGGAGAAAAGAUCAAAGCAAAUGGGGGAGAUUAUGAUGGGAAUUUGACGAAACAGAUCACACAUUUGAUAUCAUUCCGAACGGAGGGCAACAAAUACAAGGCAGCGAAGAGUUGGGGCUUACGGAUAGUUUCUGUUGAGUGGUUAUUGGAUAGUCUGGAACGAGGAAUGAUACUGAAUGAGAAAUACUAUGAUCCUUCCUUGCCAAUGGACGAAAGGGGCAAAGGUUCCUGGGACAAAGACAAACUCAAGAUAAGUUUGUCGAAGAAGAGGGCUAGGGAAGAGACUAUAUCUGGUGCCGAGGAGGGCAAGAGGAAAUUACGCAGAAAUGCGAGUACAAAAUUGAACAAUCAAAGUCAAAGUAUAUGGGGUGAUAUCGUUGGUAGUGGUAAUAAGGUCCAGGUGUCGCGGAGCGGGAUUUGGGAUACCAGGGAUAGCUUUGGGCCAGCAGAAAACGAGCAACCCGAAAAAAGCAAAGAAAUGAUACCGCCCAAAGCUGCAACCCUUGACCUUAUUCAGGAACCGAACCAACCAGUGGGUGGAAUAUUCCAUGAGUGUCGGUUUUGGAUCCACGGGUUUUCUGCUAAGCAUAUACAAAUAUUGGGAACCCAUCUCAUUGCACGUGAUGGUAAAGUGCUUGAAAAUGGGUCUGAUCUGAAUGCUCCGGAUUUAAGGAAACGGACUUAUAUGAUUGUGCCAUCUCAUAUGCCACCCUCAGAAUAUCCCAACUCAAGUUCAGAAGUUGAGGUAAUUACCGAUUGGUGGGUAGAACGAUGUUUGCACCUCAAAAGAUACUUUGAACCCAAGGAACAUGUUCUAGGGCGACCUUUUCCUAAAUUUCCUAUAGAAGGGUUUACUGGCCUGAAAAUCUCAUCGGCAGCAUUCAUCGGCAUUGAUAUUCUUCACGUAAAGAAAGCCACGGAAUUAUUGGGGGGUACAUAUAGCGAAGACAUGACUCCACAAUCCUCGGUUCUCGUCACAAAAUCUGUAGUGAGUCUUCGCAAAGACAAGCUAGAACACGCUCAAGAAUGGAAAAUCCCAAUCGUCACCGCAGAUUGGCUUUGGGAUUCCAUUGCGUCAGGAACCAGGUUACCAUUCGCCAAAUACAGAUGCAGAGCCACGAAACACCCAGCUUCAGCACCUAUCUCAAAGAAAGAAUCAAUACCAAGACACGUUAGCAAUCCAGAAAUAACGGGCAGCGAAAACACAACACCGAAUUCAAAAUCAAGUACACUCCCCUCACGAUCCUCGUCCAAACCACAACGCAUCGCAACUCUAGACGAAAGCGCUUUUGCACCCCUAGAAUCAGACUCCACCCCAAUAAAAGACGAACAAGCUUCAGUUCCCCUCCCCAUCCACCUCGAAGCCGAGUCAUCAGAACUUACCCCUCCUCCCCCUUCCAAAUCCGAACCGCUCUCCGAAAUUCCCCUUAACUCGCACUCUACAAACCCUACUCCGACCAACAACUCUCAUUCCACUUCUUCAUCUACUGCGGGAAUCAAAAUCCCCGAAGAAGAUUCCAUCGACGUUAGCUCCCUCCUCGCAAGAACUAAACGUCCCUCCUGCUCCUCCAUCUCCAUCUCAAAUGGCAUAGGAAUAUCCACCGAUCCACACUCCAAACGCCCCCGCCAACCUCGCGGUAAAGCAAUCAUGGGCCGCGCCCUCUCCAACGUCUCCACCGCCUCCCUCGCUUCCUCUGUAGAUUCCACUGCUACAACCGGCCACGCGGUAAUCUAUCCUCCUCCCCAAGGCUCCUCCAAUGAAUAUCAUAACGAAAGUCAAGACGAAAUCAACAAAUUCAUGAAUCUCCAAGGCGACCGAGAAAAAAUCGCAGAGGAGAUGCCACCGGCUACGCAGUUGGAAUAUUUGGAUAAAAAGGGUGAGGAGUAUGGUAUGAUGGUCCAAGGGAUCAUGGAGGGCAAGGAAAAGGAGGCGAUUGAGAGGGAAAUGAGUGUGGUGAGGGAAAAGGAGAAGGCGAAGAGGGGAUUGGGGAGGAACGGGACGAUUGGUGAUUUUUCGAAUAGCGGGGUGGGGAGGGGAAAGGAGGGUACGGGGACGAGAGCGAGUGUGAGGGUAAGGAAGGGGUAG
Messenger RNA from Sclerotinia borealis F-4128, 2490 nucleotides. NCBI's taxonomy places the organism in Eukaryota, Fungi, Ascomycota, Leotiomycetes, Helotiales, Sclerotiniaceae. The record is from the annotation of a GenBank genome assembly.